AUGGCGACACUGCGCGCGGUUCUGCAGGAGACGGCGAGGCUGCCGUGGGUCAACGCCGCCUUCUUCGGCCUGCAGAUGCUGCUGACGUGCAUCGCCCUGGCGGUGGGCGACGCCGCCGACGUGCGCGCGCAGCACGACACGCCGCUGACGCCCGCGGCCUACGCCUUCUCCAUCUGGAAUGCCAUCUACUUGCUGUGCAUGAUCCUGCUGAUCACCGACGUCUCGUACGCCGGCCUGUCGCUCUACGACUCGGCCGCCAAGCCCAACGCGUUGCGGCUGUGCUUCGCCGCCUCCUGUGUGGCCAACGGCACGUGGUGCAUUGUGCUGGCCAGCGGAGACGUGCUUGGCGCCAGUGUGCUCGUGUCGCUGCUGUGGCUCACGCUGCUGCCGCUCUACGUCUUCGCGAGCUACGAGCGCAACGUCCAGACGGUGCAGUGGCACGAGUAUCUGUGCAGUGAGCUGUGCGUGCGGCUGUACUUCGGAUGGAUCACAGUGGAGGCGGUGCUGAGCUGGACCAUGACGCUGCAGAUCGACGCCGGCGGGUUCCUGCCGCUGUCGACGUACCUGAUAUUGCUGGCCGCGAUGCUAGUCGUGGCGCUUUCGGGGCUCUCUCAUGGUCGUGACCCGGUCAUGGCUCUCGUGGUGGCGUGGGCGCUCGUGGGCGUCACAUCCAAGGACGUCUCGAGCUUCGACCCAAUUGCGUUUGCCGAGCUCGAGAAAGUGCAGGCCGCAAGUACACUCGGAGCUGGCGUGUUGGUGGCCAUGGCGCUCGUGUCCUGCAGCUACAGGGCCUUGCAACUCAACUGCGCGUCCAAGCCGCUGUCGCCCCGCCCUCGCCGACUGUCGAGACUCUCGCAAGCCUCCACCAAGGACAACGAGUACGGGGCCAUCUCACUCGCCUAAGCCACCACCGUCGCCACCACGGUGGCGCUCAAAUGUAUCCAUCUUGCCUUG
Molecule: messenger RNA, 954 nt
Organism: Phytophthora sojae
Lineage: Eukaryota; Oomycota; Peronosporomycetes; Peronosporales; Peronosporaceae
Exons: 2
Coding region: 1-903 (300 amino acids)
Source: RefSeq, a predicted model, not a curated record